AUGGCCCCCAUCACCAAGACUCUUGCCCUUGCCGGCGCUCUCUUUGCCGCUUCCGGUGUCGCUGCUCCCUUCGAGAAGAAGCGCGACGUUGUCUACGACUAUGUGACCGACGUUGUUUGGACCACCAUCGACGUGACCACCACCAUCUACCCUGGCGGCCAGGCCCAGCCCACUGCAGUGACCUCCGUCCUGACCGUGGUGCCUGCUUCUUCCUCCACCGUCAGCGAGGCCCCCGUUGCCCAGACCACCCAGGCUGCCCCCGCCCCGCCUGCCGCGCCCACCACCUCCUCGACGGAGGCCUCCGCCCCCGCUCCCAGCGCCUCGAGCUCCAGCUCCAGCUCCAGCGGCGGCAGCAACUACAGCGGCUCGUGCGACUCGGGCUCCCCCUGCACCGGUGACCUGACCUACUACGACACCUCCACCACUUCCACGAACCCCAGCGCCUGCGGCACUACCAACGACGGUCUGACUGAGUCCGUCCUCGCCCUGCCCCACGGCAUCAUGACCGACGGUGACUGCGGCAAGACCGUCACCAUUUCCUACAAUGGUGUCACCGCCAGCGGUACCGUCGUUGACAAGUGCAUGGGCUGCGACGACACCUCCAUUGAUCUGUCGCGCGCUCUGUUCGAGAAGUUCUCUGACCUCGAUGCGGGCCGUCUCUCCGGCGCUACCUGGUCCAUCGAGUAA
This is a messenger RNA of Penicillium lagena, 687 nucleotides long. RefSeq names its product RlpA-like double-psi beta-barrel domain-containing protein. Lineage: Eukaryota; Fungi; Ascomycota; Eurotiomycetes; Eurotiales; Aspergillaceae. The record is from RefSeq and is a predicted model, not a curated record. The transcript has a single exon. The coding region runs from base 1 to 687 and encodes 228 amino acids.